Molecule: messenger RNA, 759 nt
Organism: Effrenium voratum
Lineage: Eukaryota; Dinophyceae; Suessiales; Symbiodiniaceae
Source: the annotation of a GenBank genome assembly
AGCCGCAACUUUUGGAUCAGAGGUAGGUCCAGUAUCAGCCUCUUCAGUCAGAAAGCGCUAAAAUGUUCCUCUUCGCACUGUUCACCGUGGUGGCAGCCUCCACGGAAGAUGCCUUGCAGCUGGAUGACCAGUGCAGCAAUGGCGAAGGCUGCCACCUCAACCUUGCCCAGCUGCGAGGCCUGGCAAAUGCCAGCCAGGCGGGCGACCGUGCAGGGCUCGAGCAGGUGAGGAGGCUUCGGAUAGUGAACGCGUGCAACAGACAUCCGAUCUGGAUUGCGCAUGCAGUGGGUGCGGGGGUCGGGCCAGAUCCGCAGAACGUGAAGAUUGCGCCCAAUGGGUUCCACGACUUUGCCACCCCCAGCCAUUUGUCUGCCACACGCUUCUGGCCAAAGAUGGGCUGCGAUGCGUCUGGCAACAACUGCCAGAUCGGCAGCAGUGGCGGCCCGGGCCAAAAAUGCCAGUUCAACCCGGCCACGGGGCAGGAGGACUACAGCCGUUGUGCCCCGCCGGUGGAUACCAAAUUCGAAGCGAGCUUUGGAGAGAACGGCGCCCCUUGCAAUCCGCAGACGCCUGGAGGCGUGGAAAUGAAGGGCUGCGACUAUGUGGACAUUAGCCUGGUGGAUGGCUGGACUUUGCCGGUGAAGCUGGACGUCCACGGCGAUUGUAGGGCGGCCAACGACCAGAAGAUCGAGGACGGGAGUUGCCCACAGUUCAGAGAACCAGCUGAUCCCCAGCAGUCCAGCUAGCUCACAGCGGGUC